Molecule: messenger RNA, 2981 nt
Organism: Coregonus sp. 'balchen'
Lineage: Eukaryota; Metazoa; Chordata; Actinopteri; Salmoniformes; Salmonidae
Source: the annotation of a GenBank genome assembly
CCUCUCCUCCAGGCACCUGAGACAGCAGCCAGCUCAGCACAGAGUCACACACACCCUGAGAAGGGCCCUUUGGCACCUGGGGGCCUGCGGAGCCUGGUGGCUCCAGUCCUAGUGUCACUCUCAGUAGUUCUGUUGAGACCUUGAUGCUUGCUGAAAACAGCCCCCCAUCAGACGCUACCGUCCCCUCUCCUCCGCCUUCUCCAUCCCCCCUCCCAGAACCCAUGAUCCUACGGGUGCUCAGGAAGGCCUCGACGAUAUCCAUCGAGACGGUAUCCAGGGAAACGGAGGGUCUGUUGGGGUCCCUGUGAGGGGCCGUGGUCCCGGUCACCUGCAGAGUGUCCAGCCAAUCCACUAUCAGCGUGUCCAGGGCCAGACUGACCCAUCCACCCUCCAAUCCCAGACGAGAUGCCGGCUCCCCAUUGGCCAGGAGGCGGGACAGCUCUUCAGGCCCCAGCAGGCUUUGCAGGGAGUAGGUGAGCGAGCAGCUAACCGUCACAGGGAAAGACGUGUCCCCCGCCGUUGUUAGGGGCAACGACACUUUCAUUCUCCCACCCGGCUCUAGUUUCUGGAAUGGAAAUGAGAAUGUUCGAGAGGUGUUCUCCACCCCUGCAGUAAGAGGGUAGGAUAAUGGUAGAACUCGCACACAGAACGUCCAGUUCUGUUCUAAAACGUAAGGACUAGAAUUGUCCAGAACACAGGUCAGAUUCAGGGAGUCUCUCUGUAGCAGGCGGCUCCACUUGGCAACAAUGUGACACCUGAUUGGCUUCUUGCUGACCCGAAGCUGCUCUCCACUGUUCUGAUUGGCUAGCAGUAGGCAACAGACAUUGAGCACCUGAUUCAGGUGUCUGAGGGAGUGGGUUUUGGACUGGAUGGUGCUUUUCAAUACAGAGGCUCUAAGGGACAAGCAAGAGCACAUGUAAAUUAACAUGUAAAAUAAGUACUAUUCAUCUUGAAUAAAACUUGUGUUAGAUCUACCAUUAAAUCUACUGCAUGCCUCCUCACCUCUCACACACAUCUCCGAUGGCUGCAAGGAGGUCCCUGACUCUCUGUCCCACCUGUGAUAAGGGGAGCCUGGGUACGCCCCCUCCCUCUGUCCCCUUAGGCAGGGUCAACCGCUGGAGCCUCCCUCGGAGAGACAACGCCACCAGCUGCACUAUGCCUGUAACACAUACACAAACAUGAUCAGUAAGAAAAUAAACUUGAUAACAAAAAUCGGUCGCAGAAAAUAUUGGUUGAGCUGAACACACACACACACACCUUACCUGAGGCAUUGUGUGAGGGCCCAGCCAGGGCAAUGACCCUGCAGACAUUCAGGCUGACAGGACUCUGUAGGGCAGCAGACUCCCUGGGUCUCACCAUGGCCUGUCCCUGGACUUGCCUCUCCCCGUGGCCCACCACCAGGCUCUCUCCUGGGCUUGGAGCUCCCUCUCGCACCCCUGGGAGAUCCAGGGCUAGAAGAUCUGAGCCUGUGCUGUAGUACAAGCCCUCCCUGCCUGCACACACACACACCACAGGCCCCGACACACACCCCUCCGUUAAGGCUGCUACCUUGCCCCCCUCCUCUGGCCCCCCUUCACAGGUCCUGACCAGCACCACCCUCCCCCAUCGGCCUACUGCCACCAAACACUGUGGACCAUCAUUUGUCCUGGUCGUGGUUCCGAUAAACGUGAUUGGCUGCUCCAGACUGUGUAGAACUCUAACGCGGGGGCCUGGUGGUCCCGGGAAAAGUAAGGGGAGGGAGCAGAGACGCCCAUCAGGCAGGCCGCAAAGGAUCAUGGGGGAGUUGAUGAGGGCAGCAUCGACGCCGAAGAGGAGCUUGAAGAGGAGAGGCUCCAGGAGAAAAUGUUCGACACCUAGUGAGGAUGAUGAUGACAAAGGUGGUAGUUUUGUUGUUGUUGAGGAUGAUGAAGAUGAUGACGAGGGUGGUGCAUCACUGCUGUAAACGCAAGCUAACACAGGUCGCAUGACCAGUCCUGUGCCGCCAUUUUCCUCGGAUUCGACAUGGUGACCAACUGAAACGACAGGUAGACUUAACUGAGUCAGUUUCUGGUGGUCAGCUGCUUUAUAGAGAGUAAACCACCAGGCUGCGUCUCCCAGGGAGACGGUCACCAAGGUCCCUCCGGACCCUCCCACCUCAAUCAGAGAACACACCCCCUCGUCUCUGGCUGCCAGCGAAUUAGACGACACCUUGAACAGAGCAGGGCCAGGGAAUUGGUCAGCUGGUGGAGUGGGAGACCUGGUGAGACAGGACAAGGGGGAGAGGGUAAUCAAAUAUACAUUUAAUUUUUGCAUGGUCAGUCUCAGUAGUUCAAAUGAAGAGGUUCAUACCUGGGGUUCAGAGUUGGUAGACUGACACAGUAUACCCCAUCACUCUCACAGACAGCAUAGAUGGACUGCUUGUCCUCACUCAGUACCACGUGACACACUGGACUCAGGAACUGAAGGACAGCCUGGAAUAACAGACAAUAAUCAACAAAAGAGGAGUGUUUCUUGUCCAUGAAGAAUAUCACAUAUAGUUGACAGCCAAGUUCAAAUAGACCCUGUUACUACAACUUCAGUGUUAAUCAAUAAUCGGUUCACCUGUUCACAAAUAAUCAGUUCCUUGUAAUUGUAUCACCUGCCUCUAUUCAUCUCAGUGUUUAUCAAUAAUCAGUUCCUUGUCAUUGUAUUACCUGCUACUCACCUGAGUGUUCAUCAAUAAUCAGUUCACCUGUUAUUCACCUGUGUGUUCACUGUUCAUCACUAAUCAGUUCCUGUUGUUCUUUAUUGAAGUGGGCGAAGUGUUUGGUUUGAGAUUCAGCCUUACCGUCAGUUUCAGCUUUUGUGUGUUGAAGACGGACACCUCGUCGCUCCCAGUACAAAUCAACACAUCUUCCCCAGACCAGAUCACUUUAGCAGCUGUACCCGGCGAAGGACAUCCGAACUCAGCCCAAGUCUCAACAACAGCACAUCUCGCCUCCAUAGCCGAGAACUGGAAAAAA